GUACUCUGUGAGCGGCGCCCGGGCGCCUGGGCAGGCGCCUCCCGAGUACCGGCGCCCAUUUUGCCCGCCCGCUAAGGAGACCCGUGCGCGGCCUACACGCUUGGGGGACAGCCCUUUAAGACGACAUCUCCGCGAACGCCGGCCUCUUGAGCCAGGGGGACGCUCUUUUGAAAGUCAGUCCCAAAACAGUUAAGGUUUUAUUUUAUUUUGUUUUAUUUCCAAGUCACAGCCCCCGAAUCUCGUACAACUCUCCCUGGACCACUUCCGGUUGCCGGCCCGCGCCUCAUAACUUCGGUUCGAGUGACCUCGGCCCGGGAUGCCCCUCGGCUCACCCCGGGCUCACGUCGCGAUCCUGGCUUGAGUGGCCCAGGGUGGGAGACCUGGAAGUUUUAGCCUAGCUGUUCUCAAGGCGGAUUAAUUAGCCCAAGAAACAUUAUAUUCAUUUUUCUGGAUAUGCCGCAGAAGGAUCCGUGCCAGAAGCAAGCCUGUGAGAUACAGAAAUGUUUACAAGCCAACAGCUACAUGGAAUCAAAGUGUCAGGCUGUCAUCCAAGAACUGCGUAAGUGUUGUGCUCAGUAUCCCAAGGGAAGAUCUGUCGUCUGUUCAGGAUUUGAAAAAGAAGAGGAAGAAAACCUAACACGGAAGUCUGCAUCAAAGUAAAGUUCUUCUGAAGUGCUGCUCCAUGUUUCCACCAAAUGAAUUUUUUUUAUCCUCCUGACUCUUCAGGCCAGGUAGCAGCAAAUAGCAAAUGAAAAAGUCAGCUACAAAAGUUAAUGAAUAUGCCAUCUAUGCAGAACAGGCAGAAAUAUAAACACAUUAAAAGACAAAUAUGUAGAAUGUAAUAUACUGAGCUGCUAAAAUAAACCUGUUUAAGAGAAAAA
Molecule: messenger RNA, 881 nt
Organism: Homo sapiens (human)
Lineage: Eukaryota; Metazoa; Chordata; Mammalia; Primates; Hominidae
Gene: CMC4
Product: C-X9-C motif containing 4
Exons: 3
Coding region: 454-660 (68 amino acids)
Cellular component (GO): mitochondrion
Source: RefSeq, marked reviewed